Molecule: messenger RNA, 2284 nt
Organism: Melanaphis sacchari
Lineage: Eukaryota; Metazoa; Arthropoda; Insecta; Hemiptera; Aphididae
Gene: Rgk3
Exons: 6
Coding region: 1-1374 (457 amino acids)
Cellular component (GO): plasma membrane
Molecular function (GO): GTP binding; calcium channel regulator activity; GTPase activity
Source: RefSeq, a predicted model, not a curated record
AUGGCGGCCGAGGAAAACGGCCUGCUGUACAACAAGGCCCGGUCAGCGUCCAUAUGCGCGUUCGGGUUCCCGCCCGGCAGCACCGAAUACCUGAUGGCCUGUGCCAAGGGGGCCGCGUCUACGCCUCCGCCACACAGGCACGUCGGCGGGGCGGCCGCUAUAGCGGCCGCUGAGGACAACAAGCGCCGUCGACCGGCUGUUCGGUCGCAGAGCGCCCGGACCAGUGGUGGCCGGUCUAUCCGGAAAAAGGCGCUGGUGGCCGCGGCCGUGGGCGCCCAAUACGGCCAACAUUUCAGCGACAGCAGGACGAGCAUCCGCAGUGGUUGUAGCGACCCGAGACUUCACGAGUCUUCGCCCCAAGACGGGACAGCGUUCAAACGGAAACCAUCUUCCAAGAAAGUCAACUCGAACCACAGGAAAUCCGGAGCGUUCUUAGAUGUGCCGCCGGGUGAAAACAAAAAGCUCACGGAACCCGAAGAUCCUGAAAACUCAUACAGACUUAGGUCGUUUAGUUUCACAUCAAAAGGUAUCGUCAACAGAGGCGAUUCGUUCAGAAAACGCAGGUCGAGGAGCAACAGCCUGGCCCGAGAAGACGACCCUAAGGAAUGUACGCCACCGAUUCCGUACGACAAUAAUAGCCAGCAGCAGCAGGUGCAACAACAGCAAGUUCAGAAUCAACAACAGCAGCAACACCUUCAAAACGAAAGCGGCGAUGACAUCAGUUCGCACACAGUAUGCCUAAUGGGAUCAAGAGGAGUGGGCAAGACCACUCUCAUAAGUCAAUUCAUGACUUCUGAAUACAUUAACGCCUAUGAGAGGCAAAGAGACAACUACGAGUCGUCAACGCAGUCAGUGUGCAUAAUGUUAAAUGGCGAGGAAUCUGAAUUGAGGUUUAUCAAUGACGGAGAAAUUUCGAUGAAAGAAGAUCGUCUGACUGGAAGCAAACCAGCAGACGCGUACCUGGUGAUAUUCUCGGUGGUAGAUAAAAACAGUUUUGAAUCAGCCGAGACGAUUCUGAAGAACCUCCGGGAAAACGAAAUGUCACGAUCGAGACCAGCCAUAUUGGUCGGCAACAAAGUCGACAUGGCCAGAAGCAGAGAAGUGACGGCCCAAGAGGGUAGAUACUUGGCAUGCACGUGCAGGGCCAAGUACAUCGAAGUGUCCGUCGGCAUCAAUCACAACGUCGACGAGCUGCUGGUGGGUAUCCUCACGCAGAUCAGACUCAAGCGGGCCAACAGUGGCGAGGGACAAGACCAUUGGUACAAAAACCGUAACAUCUUAAAAGCCAGUCUCAAAGCUAGACAGAUGUUCACAUGGGUGUUUGGCAAGGAAGACACGAAAAUGAAGAAUUGUGAAAACCUUCAAGUCCUCUAGCCGGUGUGUCGAAAAAAUAUACUAUAAUAAUACGCGUAUUUAUUUAAAUUUUAAAUACAAUUUCAUUGUUUAAUUCGUAGUUUUAUUUUGUUUAUUUUUUUUUUAACGAUUUUAUACAUUAUUAUAUUUUGAGCAGAUAAGUUGUUUGUGAUCAUAUAGUGGUUAUAUGUAUAUUAUACACAUAAAAUACACUUUCGUUGCCGUUGUUUUCGUUAGACAUUUAAUGUUUUCAAUGAUAUAUUAUAAUUAAAUCAAUAAUUAUUAUACAAUAUACAUCUACCACAUAUACGUAGAUGACAUAUUUUAUAAUAAUUAUGUAUACGAAUCCGUACGAUACGAACUGCGUAAUUUGAAAGGCGUUUUUUACGUUAUUUCUUCGAUUGCUAUACAGUCCGUCAACUAUAUUAUUAUCGUUUAAUAUUAUAUAAUAUUAUCAUAUUUUGUUGUGCAAACAGAAACGCGCAAAUUUCACGUUGAAUGUAGGCGGAGUUUAUGAGUUUAUUCAAAAUGUAAUCCCCACUAAUUUUAAAUAAAUGCAUAGGAUGGAUGAAUUUACAGCAGCCAACGAGGAAGUAUUAAAACGUCUAAUAAAAAAUAAUCAAUGACGGUUGAUGAACAUAAAACGGAUAUGGCCGAUAUGGGUUUCUUUAUAAUUUUCAAAAAUAAACAUAAAUAAUUCUAUCCUAAAUGUACCUACUAAUUUUUUAAUACCCAAGAAUAGCGGACGUGAAAUGAGACGUAUACUUAAUUAAUAUUGAUUACUUUUCUAUAAUUCUGAUAAAUCGACGGGCAACGGAUAUCGAUUACCUAAUUACUAUUUACGAGUAUUAUCUAACGUAGACAAAAAUAAGACGGUAUUUAUUAGAAGUACUAAAAAUCACUCGUUUUUUUUUUUUUUUUUUAGUGUUGA